Guillardia theta CCMP2712 is the source of this 1998-nucleotide messenger RNA. RefSeq lists its product as hypothetical. The transcript has 7 exons. The record is from RefSeq and is a predicted model, not a curated record. The coding region runs from base 1 to 1998 and encodes 665 amino acids. Lineage: Eukaryota; Cryptophyceae; Pyrenomonadales; Geminigeraceae.
AUGCCGGAUCUUCUUAUUCCUGCCCUGUCAGCCAUUCGUCGAGGAGGCAGAUUUAUUCCCCUCUCCAAGGGAGCUGAUAAACCUGGUCUCCGGCCAAUUGUCAUCGGUUCUGCACACCGUCGACUCGCGACGAAGCUUGCUUUGGCAGCGAUUCGCUCAUUUCUUGACCAGCACUUCCUCUCGUCUCACCCUCGAGCGAUUCAGUUCGGACUCGAUCGAGACGGCUGUCUGAAGUUCUCGCAAACCGCGUCAGCGCUCCUGCCCCUUCACGCUCGCGGUGAUGAUGAGGAUGUUGCCAACCCCACAGUGCUGGUGAGUUUGGAUGCAAAGAACGCCUUCAACUCCCUCGACCGCCAGGCUCUCUUCGAUGCAAUCGAGGGACAGCUUUUUCCCUCUGUUCGAGUCUUGGCCUAUGCUGACAACGUCGUGCUUGUCGGUCCACUCGAGGAUGCCGUUGCAGCUACGUCCGCUAUGAAGAAGUACAUGUUGGCUGAUCUGAAGCUCGAGAUUCAACCUCGCGAGUCGAAAGUUUACAUCCCCUCCUGGCAUCAACACCCUGAUCUCUCGCAGCUGAAGAAGAGCCUUAAGCGCCGUCUCAAGACUCAACUUCUUCACUUCGAGGCUAGUCAGCUCCGAGCGAAGGUUUCUACCCUCAACGAAGAGCUCUCGAAGCUCGGGCUCGUCCAGCAUGGCUUCAUGUUCAAGACGCUGAAACAUCCUCUGGCGACCUUCUUCGUUGAGGCGCACGACUUCGUUCAUAAUGCUGGAGCGAUCCUCUACCGUCGUCGUGAUAUCCUCACCUUGCACAGCCGCAGGACACACUCGCUCAAGUCGCAGGAUAGGGUCUUGCAGUCUACCAUCUUCGCUCAUUUUCCUGAGCGAGACCUGAGCCACUCUCCGAUGCGAGUCUCGAGCUACUACCCCCUCAAGGCCUUCCCGCACCGCUAUGCUCAGAUGCUCGACUGCUAUCUCCAUGGCAUGCCGAUCUGCCAGUGUCCGACGAAAUGUGAUGGAUGUCAGCGCGAGCUCGACCCCUCCGUUGCUGCACAUCAUCUCCAGACCUGCAAACGCCGAUCCUCCAAGCUUCCCACGGCGCAUGACAACCUUACUCGUACGAUUCGGUCGAUGCUGAACGAAGCUGGUCUUCAGAGCGUCAUCGAUACAGUGGGGGAUCCUCGUUCUCGACGGCAGGUACCCUCCCAUCCUCAUGGCCGCAAGAUGAAGGGCGAUAUCCACAUCCCUGGAAUCCGCGAUCGAGGGUCCGAGCAGUACGAGGGCUUGAUGGCGGACGUGACGUUGGUCCACCCUUACAUUGGUAGCUCUGCCGACCUGACCAAGUGGGGGGAGGUCAACCUCGACGCCCUCCAUGUUGCAGCGUCUGAGAAGAUUCGCAAACAUCGCGCUGCAUAUGCUAUGCCUACUCCUCCUCGAGCGUUCAUCCCUCUUGCCAUCUCGACGGACGGUACCCUGCAUCCUGACACCCUCCGCUUCAUCUGGUAUCUGGCGGACAUCAUUGCUCAGCGCUCGAUGCCUCUUGAGGAUGCGGCGUUUGGUCGGCACUUCGUGCCUGAUGACGGACCUGCUGCUGAGGUCUUGGCUCGCAAACGCGCCGCCACCUAUCAGCGCCUCACCAUGCAGCUGACGCUGGAAGCGCUCUUGUCUGGUGCGAGGCGCAUGACGCCCUUGCGGGCGCAAGCACUUCUCGAGCCAGAGGACAGCUCCUCCUCGGACUUUGUCGAGUCGCCCGAGGAGUCUUCGCCGGAGGUCUCCGACUCCGAUGGGGGAAACCCUUCGAGUGGCCCCGACGAUCGGCGCGGAGCUGGCGACUCGGAGGCGUCUCCGUCCCUCACAGUGACGUCGGGUGCCUCCGGAGAGCUCGACACCACUGGGGCUGCUUGUCUGCGCGGCUUCGCGCUUGGGCUGGCGCUGCCGCGUCUGGCUUCUCGCUGUGGACUGUGUGCCUGCCGGUUCAGCUUGUUCCUGCUUUGUUUUGCUUGA